Messenger RNA from Zophobas morio, 3166 nucleotides. RefSeq lists its product as uncharacterized. The transcript has 8 exons. NCBI's taxonomy places the organism in Eukaryota, Metazoa, Arthropoda, Insecta, Coleoptera, Tenebrionidae. Bases 85 to 2940 code for a protein of 951 amino acids. The record is from RefSeq and is a predicted model, not a curated record.
UGCAAUCGUGUAGAGUGCAGCACUGUCGCUAUGUUUAGAACGCUUGCAGUCGUCAAACAUUAAUAAAAAAAGCAAAUUUAAGAGAUGGAAGAGACGCCCGCCGACCCAUUGGAUAUUUCCAAAGAACAGGAUUUAAUCAAGGACGCGCAAAAAGAGCUGUCAAAAAUCGACGUUUUGGUCUGCGGGGGCUGUCAUGAGGUCUUCCACUUCGUGGAGGAGUUCCAGAAGCACAAGACUUCGAACGAGUGCACGAACAUUUCGGUGCUCAAGUGCGAGAACGAGGAGAAGUCGCAGAUAUGGGGCUUCACUCUCUGGAAAGUGAAGCAAGUGAAAACGUGCAAGAGCAACGGAGAGGAGCUCCCCACGUCGUGGGAGAUCUACCAGAAAUGGACAAAGCUCAACCAGAUCGAGAAAGAUCUGUGGAUUUCCGCAGGGCGGACCUUACAAUACACACACAAAGUCGGCACAGGGAAAAUGCAGGUGGUCAGGGAGGAAAAAAAAGUAGAAAAGGACCCUCUGGCCAUGGAUGAAGAUGGGGCUGUCGAAAAUGAGGUCAGCAGCAACUGCACGAAGACUGAAAUCCUGAAAAACGUCACAAUUAUACAAGGCUCUAAAAAGGGUCUUCGUACCACAAAAGAUAAUGAAAGGGAGGAGUAUAAUGUUGAAAAAAUUAUUGGCAAGAGAUUCAAUCCUAGAAAGAGGCUGUGGGAAUAUGAAGUAAAGUGGGAAAGUUAUCAAGAACCGUCUUGGGAGCCUUUGGCGCAUUUAGAGAAUUGUAAAGCUUUGGUUCAAGAGUUUGAAGAUAAAUUGAAAGCAGAGAAAGAACUGAAAGAAAAGGAGAAACCGCCAAGUAGGGGGAGAGGCAGGCCCCGAUUGAAUCCACAAAGCCCAGGGGCCGUUAAAGUCGUUCAAAAGAAGCCCCCAUUGCCUCCCACUUCGACAGUUCUCAUUACAACGCCAGGAGGUCGCCCUCAGCGCACCAGCAAGCAAAAGGCCCUCAACCAAGUGAAGGCCUGGUGCGGCAACAUCUCCGACGAAGAAGGCGGCUUGAAGCGCCCCUUCGACGACGACGUCGAAAGCGACGACUCCUUCGAGAAGCGGAUGAAGCUAGAGGGCGAGUCCGAGGACACGGAAGAAGACGAACCGAAAAUGCCGGUUCGCAAAGUCGCCAAAAUCGUGCACACCUACAACAACGGCACCGGCAAGAAGCUCCCCGACAACGUCCUCAUCCCCGACGCCAAGGGCGUGGUCCGGAUCAGCCAAAAACAGUUGCCGUCGCUCAGCUCCGGCGUCUACAUCAUGUCGAAGUCGUCGGGCAUCAUCAAGCUGGAUCCGACCGCGUCGAAGAUCGCCACCAGCGGAGGCCAGGCGAUCGUCAAGGUCAGCCCGAAGAUCGGCCAGACGCAGAUCAAGAUAAUCAAGAAGGAAGACGGCAGUAAGAGGGUGGUGCAGGUGAAGGGACCCGAAGCGGCGACGACGACAACCACGGCGACGAUCACGCCGUCGCUGACCCCGAUCGCGCCCAAGCCCAAGGUGGUGCAGCAGGUGGUGAACAGGACGCCGAUCGUGAAGAAAGACGUCAAGAAGGUGGAGACGCCGAAGGCGCAGCCGAUCAAAGUCGUGGAGAAGAAGGAGGAGGUGAAGGCGCCGGUGGAGAACGACGAGGAUUCCGACGACGGGAUCCCGGAGUUGGAGUUCCCAACGGACUUGCCGCUACCCGGACCCGAGAGUCCCCCAGGGGAGUUCACUCUGGACCCGUUCACGGGAAAGGUGGCCGGAAUGGAUUACCCAGAAGUGGAAGAAGCGGUUGAGGAGAAGAAAGACGCGACUGAGGAGGAGAAGAAAGACGGAGCCAAAAGUUUAGAUAAUAUCGUGAAGUUGGCGGCAGCGGAUAUAACCGAGGACGAUUUGAAACCCGAUCUGGAGGUUACUACCAGUGAAAAUAACCCUGCGAGUACUACCCCUAGUGUGUCGACGGUGACGGUAACCACGGCGGCUGUGACCGUAACCGCCUCCAAGACCCCCGUGGUUACACCCGCGGCGCCCGUAGCCGUCGCCGUGCUGGCUACCACCACCCCCAAAACCACGCAGUCAAUUCUGAGCGCGGCGAUGGCCAACUCCAACAUCCUCCAGAAAACCCUGCAAUCCCCCCCUCCCCGACCGAAAACUCAACCCAGGAUAAUCAACCAGUCGGUGGCCAGACCUCGAACCGCCAUCGGUCAAGUCGUGAGGACCCCGUCGCAGCCGCGGCCGUCCGCCGCCCCACGUCCCCGUCCCCAAAUCCUCCCCCGACCCAAAUUCAACAUCUCCUCCAUGUCGCCCGUCAAGAACGUCUACUCAGCGAAGACGAACAACGUCGCCAAGAAGGUUAACACGCCGGUGCAGAAACCCAGACCGACGCCCACGACGCCGCAGCUUUUGAAGAAGAGUGCGCACAAGGCGGCACCCAAGCCCUCCAUUAGCAUGCCGACGCUGGACGAAGAGCCGGCGGCGAUGGUGCUGGCGCCGAAGGUGGCGCAGGUCGUGAGCGAAGUGCCGACGGUGGAGGCCGACUUGUCGACGUUUACGUUGGCGACGACCGACAGGCCGAUGUUCAUCACCGGCGACGACGGGACGGUGUACCAAGUCGCGGGACAGAACGAGGAGGGACAGACGAUAUUGGUGACGCAGGAUAGCGACGGGCAGCAGCAGUGCUUGCUGGUGACGAGCGAGGCCAUACAGGAGGAGGUAGAGCAGGGAGAGAGUCAGGGACAGGUGUUGAUGGAAGUGCAGGAACCGGUGGAGGUGGCGGAGGAACAGCCGCUGGUGGCGCAGUUCAUCAGGACAGAACCCCCCAGUCCAGGUGGUACCCACAAGGUUGUCGUGAUGUUGCCGGACGGCGACGUGAUGGUGACGCAGGUGACGCCAGAGGAGUACGCGAGCUUAGAGUUGGAUAAAUAAGCUUCAGUUUCGUUUAGGUUAAGGCAUGACGUUGAGCAUAGUUGCGAUUUAUUCUCUGUUUCGAAAUUAAGUUUGUUUUUUUGUUUUAAGCAUUUAUCUGUACUUUCCCUCAUUUUUGUUUUCAAUGGAAUGCAAUAUUUGGAAAGAAUUCUCUGUAUAUAUAAUCUCGUUUAAGAUUUUUUUCACAUGUAUGGAUAGUGAAAAUAAAGAUAUAGGAUUUUAGUAA